AUGGAUACAGCAAGGCCACCAAAUCCAGAAAUCAUCUUGCAAAAUAAGCUGAUAGAGGCCGAGGCCAAAGCUACAAAGUGGAGGAACCGAAUGCUAAAAAAGGCAAAGUUAUAUCGUGAACAUUUGGCUGAGAAAGCACGACGUGAAGCAGAAAAAGGCUCCUCUGUGAACAAAAAGGAAGGUGCAAAUGUUGCAGAUGCAAAAGUUAGCAAGGAUAAUAAAGAUGGAGAUCCAGAGGUUGCUGCUGGGGAACCUAGAGAUGUUGCCACGCCACCAAUUGAAAGAAAGAGGACGCGGAGUGUCACUCUUUCAAUCAUUAAAGAACAACUUCCGAGAGGAAAAGAGAAAGGGGUAGAAAGUUCUGAAACUAAUAAGAGUGAGGGUGGUACAUCUACUAAGCGUAGACGUUACACACGUGAAGAGAAAGGGAAAGGAGUAGAGGACACCGGAAAAGAUGGAAAAAAGAAGUCAUCGAUUGUCAAGAAAAAGCGCAGAGUGGUUCCAAAUAACCCAGAUGAUGUCAAAUGCAAACGAAGAGGGCGUAGGGAUGAUAAGCCAAGAGAAGUUGACAAUAUUGGCGAAUGAGAUUUCCCGAAGCUCAACACAAGAACCACACUUGCGGCUCUCCAUCAUAGCCUGUCUUUAUUGAACCAUGCACAGAAAGAGUCCAUCAAGAAGAUUGGAUUCGGUGCUAUCCUUGAUCUUAGUAUUCGGCAGAUACCGGGCAAAAUGGCUUAUUGGGUUCUUGAUCAUAUCAACGCUGACACUAUGGAGUUAGUGAUCUCAGAUGAUAAGAGGGUGAAGAUCACUGAGGAUGACGUGUAUCGUGCAUUCGGGAUACCAAAGGGUCACAAAAAGAUAGUAGAGUUUAAGAGGACAGCUACAAAUGAUUUCUUUACUGAGUGGGUUGGAUUUUUUGGCACCCGUGGAAAGGAUGACAUUAAGCUUGGUAUGGUGGUGGAGAAGAUGCUUCAAUGCACAGAAGGUGGGACGUGGUUCAAACGUCACUUCAUGAUAGCCGUUGCAUUCUCCUUGUUCGAGAGCACGACGAACGGAACAGUCCAUCCCUUUAUCCUAAACUGCCUCGUGAAUUUGGACAGAUUACGGGAGUGGAAUUGGGCUCAAUAUGUCCUCCAAUCUUUGUCUAAUCACAAAAAAUCGUGGGAGUCCGACAAGUCAAAAA
Molecule: messenger RNA, 1183 nt
Organism: Salvia miltiorrhiza (redroot sage)
Lineage: Eukaryota; Viridiplantae; Streptophyta; Magnoliopsida; Lamiales; Lamiaceae
Exons: 7
Coding region: 1-585 (194 amino acids)
Source: RefSeq, a predicted model, not a curated record